UUUGAUCACUUUUCACAACCCCCCAAGGAUUCCAUUCAACUAGUCGAUGGAGUGACCCUAGUCAAGCAAAACGUCACCGAUGAUACCGAGAACGAAACCGUCCCCGGACUGUCCGACGCCCGCGCCCUGGAAGGCCUGAGCAGUACGGACCGUUCCCUCAUCCAGAAGUUGGACCGCUUCCUCAAGACACACACCGUCAAGAUGGAUCUGGCUGAAGCACGAGGCCGCGGUGACAAGAAGAACGGCAGCCGAUACAUCAUCGCUGCUAUGCUCACCGCCAUCGGCAUUGCUGGCCCGAUCGGUUUGAAGACCCUCGGUGCCGUCGCCUUCAAGGCUUUGGUCAUCAGCAAGGUUGCGCUCACUAUCGCCAGUAUUUUGGCGCUGAAGAAGAUCUUCAAGAGCGAUCAUCACGAGGAAACCAGCUUCCAGUUGCACACCGGGCACGAAAACCGUCGUAACACCUACGUGGUCCGCCCGGCCCGAGUUCCCAACGACCCCUACCGGUACUACUACGAGCAGCCUACGUACUAAAACCCGGACGUCAACCGAACUCACCGGACAUUUCAAACACACGCAACCAAAAGCCAAAACGCCCCACCCUCAACAGUCAAACCAAUGAAUUAGGAGAAUUUCAGAAUGGAACCCGUACGGAUAAAAGCAGCAGGAACGUGCAACUUAAUAUAUUUCCGCCAGAAUGGAAAUAACAUUGGAAUCGCAUCAGUUCUGGGACUGCCAGUCAGUCAAAAUCAUGAACAAUUGGCCGCAAACAGGCAAACAAGCAAAUGCAUAGAUAGCGCAGAAUGAACCACGUAUCGAAAGCAAUGAAGCGCGCGAACGAUCAGAGAUAAAGUAAUUACCAGGACGUGCGUACUACCUCUCUUGGUCGGCAACAGUGAUUGUCAUGUAAAUUAUUAUUUAUUUUAUUAACGGAAAGUGUAAUUUAUUUAUUUAUUGAAAAAACAACGAUGUCCCUCCUGUUUUGUCGAUAAGCUUAAAUUAUUGUUGUGCAAUAAAUAAAACCCAAAUUUAUCCCCCAGUGGUGAUUAUGCCUUUCUCGAUUCA
Armigeres subalbatus is the source of this 1062-nucleotide messenger RNA. RefSeq lists its product as uncharacterized. The annotation marks the transcript as partial. Gene Ontology annotation, cellular component: membrane. The record is from RefSeq and is a predicted model, not a curated record. NCBI's taxonomy places the organism in Eukaryota, Metazoa, Arthropoda, Insecta, Diptera, Culicidae. The transcript has a single exon.